Molecule: messenger RNA, 1143 nt
Organism: Branchiostoma floridae (Florida lancelet)
Lineage: Eukaryota; Metazoa; Chordata; Leptocardii; Amphioxiformes; Branchiostomatidae
Product: COP9 signalosome complex subunit 5
Biological process (GO): protein deneddylation
Cellular component (GO): cytoplasm; COP9 signalosome
Molecular function (GO): protein binding; metallopeptidase activity; deNEDDylase activity
Source: RefSeq, a predicted model, not a curated record
AAAAUGGUGUCUUAGAGCCCAAAAUUUCCCACCGAACCAAAUUUCGUGCCGACUUUUGGAUUAAAAUCUCUAUAAGCGCAAAAUUUGGCUUUUUGAAUAGCUCUGUUUUAUACACAAGGACCACAAGAUGGACGCGAAGAUGGCACAGAAGACCUGGGAGCUGGCCAAUCAGAUGGAGACCGUGAGCAGCGUGGACGAAAUUUACAAGUACGACAAGAGGCAACAGCAGGAGAUUCUGGCAGCAAAGCCAUGGACACGGGACAACCACUACUUCAAGUACUGCAAGAUUUCAGCUCUGGCACUGCUGAAGAUGGUGAUGCAUGCCCGGUCCGGUGGGAACUUGGAGGUGAUGGGAUUGAUGCUGGGUAAAGUUGACGGAGAGACUAUGAUAGUCAUGGACUGUUUCGCCCUGCCCGUGGAGGGUACAGAAACGAGGGUUAACGCACAGGCGGCAGCGUAUGAGUACAUGGCAGCCUAUAUUGAGAGUGCAAAACAGGUGGGCAGGCUGGAGAAUGCUAUAGGCUGGUACCACAGCCACCCUGGGUAUGGCUGCUGGCUGUCUGGUAUUGAUGUGGGUACUCAGAUGUUGAACCAGCAGUUCCAGGAGCCUUUUGUGGCUAUUGUGAUCGAUCCAACAAGAACAAUAUCGGCUGGGAAAGUGUGUUUGGGCUCAUUCAGGACUUACCCUAAGGGAUACAAGCCACCAGAUGAAGGUCCCUCUGAGUACCAGACUAUUCCUCUGAACAAGAUAGAAGAUUUUGGUGUCCACUGCAAGCAGUACUACUCCUUAGAAGUGACCUACUUCAAGUCUGCACUUGAUCGGAGGUUGUUGGAACUAUUGUGGAACAAGUACUGGGUCAAUACACUCAGCUCCUCUUCACUUAUAACUAAUGCAGACUACACAACAGGGCAGGUAUUCGACCUGUCAGAGAAGUUAGAGCAGUCUGAAGCCCAGCUGGGGAGAGGCGGCUUCAUGUUGGGAGUGGAUCAUCAUGACAAGAAGUCUGAGGACAAGCUGGCAAAGGCUACAAGAGACAGCUGCAAGACCACCAUUGAGUCCAUUCAUGGAUUGAUGUCACAAGUCAUCAAAGACAGACUGUUUAACCAUGUGGGCAAACCCAAAGUCUGAGAUGUUGAACACUU